This is a messenger RNA of Sporothrix brasiliensis 5110, 2400 nucleotides long. Its product is annotated as regulatory factor X, other. Gene Ontology annotation, molecular function: DNA-binding transcription factor activity, RNA polymerase II-specific; RNA polymerase II cis-regulatory region sequence-specific DNA binding. Lineage: Eukaryota; Fungi; Ascomycota; Sordariomycetes; Ophiostomatales; Ophiostomataceae. The coding region runs from base 1 to 2400 and encodes 799 amino acids. Gene Ontology annotation, biological process: regulation of transcription by RNA polymerase II. The transcript has 3 exons. The record is from RefSeq and is a predicted model, not a curated record.
AUGGCCACUGAACUAGUAGAUGCGCGGCGUCGCUCGCAGUCGCGGGCUUCGACCAGCUCCAUGCACAGCGGCAGCACGCAGCCCAAUCUCGAACACAGCUUCCCCGAACUGUACUCUGCGACGCCAUGGCUGGACGAUGGCCACGAUCACAGCCAGCACAACAACGCUCAUGCUCACCAUCCGCAUGCCGGUGCCGGCCAGAUGAUGAAGGCUGGCCUCGCCGGCGUCCACCCUCUUACGCCUGAGGAUAUCAUCCUGCAAGCCGCGUCGCAACUCGAGGCCAACGGCGACUUCUCCGGCCUCGACGCUUCUAUGGCCACGUCGGUUGGCCCCGCGCAGUCCUUCCACCACCACGCCAACGGCCUUGGUCAUCAACACUCCCUGCACGGAGACACCAGUUUUGGCGCGGACGCCAGCUUUGGUGACCUCGACAGCCAGAUGGAACUGACCCGUGAUGGCAAUGAGGAUGGCGAUUCGUCUUUGGCAGCGGGCAUGGCCGCGAACGCUCCCAAGCCCUCUCGUUCUAGUGCGAACAACGAGUUGGAGAUGCGCCAGUUGUUCAAUGCCAACAAGGCGCGUAGCCUUCAGGAUGUUGCUGAAGAGCUGCACGGUAACGAGCGUGGGCCCAACUCGGAGCGCACUCGUCAGGUGUUUGCGAUGCUUUGGAUCAACCAGGUGUGCUCCAAAGGCAAGGGCUCCGUCCCACGUGGCCGCGUUUACGCCAACUACGCAUCGCGGUGUGCUAAUGAGCGCAUCACGGUGCUGAACCCUGCCAGCUUCGGCAAGUUGGUGCGCGUCCUCUUUCCCGGCCUGAGGACCCGUCGGUUGGGCGUUCGCGGCGAGUCGAAGUACCACUACGUCAACUUUACUCUGGCCGAAGACGGCCCUGAUGUUCCAGACUCCCCAAGGCUGCAGGUCCCUUUGUUGGACAGCCUGAAGCAGCAUCAAGAGGCUCAGUCAUCCGGCUCGGGCGAAUAUGUGCAGUGCCUUUACAACCAGCCCGACGCGAUGGGCAUCGACCAGCUGAACGCUACUGCCACAAGCAAGACCAUCCAGAACCUCUUCUUGGCGUCUAGUACCGACACGGAACCGUUCUCGCAAUCCGACCCCCUUGUCUUGCCUCGCAUCGAACCUUUCCUCCCGAGUGGAACAGAUCCCGAUGCGGCCAAGUCUCUCGCCGCCCUCUAUCGCUCACACUGCACAUCCUUGGUCGAGUGCAUUCGAUACUGCAAAGAGAAGACGUUCUUCCACCUCUUCACCUCGUUCCAUGGCACACUUACCAUGCCCGUUCAAAAGCUGUUUGCCAACCCGGCGGUGGCCCCGUGGAUCGAAGAGAGCGAUUUUGCAUUGUAUCAGCGCAUGAUGCGCAUCAUCUCCGGCCUGACGCUUCAGGUCGUGCCUAAGCCCGUCUUGGACACGCUGAGGAACAUCUCAGAACGGCUCGUGUCUCACAUACGCGAGUCCUUCCAGGGUCAGCCGUCACAUGUUGUCCGGGCCAAGGAAGCUCCCGCCACGAUCUUCGCUGGCUUGCUGGACCGCGCCCUUCGUGUCAACCUUACAGCACAUGCUGCCGCCAAUAUGCUCUCCAACCCCGCCAAUCGCGAUCAAAUGUACCUGGAUUGGAUUACUCUUGUUCGCGUGCGUAAGGUUGCCGAGUCUGUCCCCGCACGUGGCAUGGACGACGUUGUAAACCUGCUCAUCUCACAGUUGCGUGAUCUUCUCGACCCUGUCGAGGUUCCUUGGGAACUGGAGUCGGCUACUCUGUACGGCGAGUACGCCGCACGCAGCGGUCGCCGGUUAGAUAAUGAGAACACCGUUGAUGGCGGCGCGUCCAAUGUCCUUGACCGCUGGGUCAGCCUUCUGCAGUCACUUCCCGGCCGCUUCCCGUACGCAUCUCACAGAGACAUUGUGUGGUGCGUGCAGCGCAUCGGCACUGCGGUGAUGCGCGACUUGACUAUCCAGCAGGGCAAGAGCUUUGGAUCCUGGUGGGUCACCAAGUGCUGGAUUGACGAGAUGGUUGCCUUCCUGGCGGAACAGGGCGGCUUCCUGCGGCAGACCUCUUCACACCAAGAUCUGCUGGGCAAUGUCCAGGGCAGUGGUGUGUCCCAGAAAAACACUUCUGCCGGUCGGGAUGCAAGCCGGUCUGGCGCUCGGUAUAGCGGUGCCACGGACGACGCAAACUCUCCGCAUAUCCCGCAAUCACAGCCUGACCGUGCUCCCUUCCCAUCAGCCCCUAGCCACAGCUCAACAACCAACCAAGAGUCUAUGAACAUGGCAAACGGAAACCAUGAUGACAGCGGGAUUGGCAUCCGCACCCCCGACGAAGACUUUCCGAUGGACAAGUUCAGCUUUUCAAACGCCGACAGCCAAGAACUGAUGGUCAGCGCUGGCCUGCAUUAA